AAUAACCUAAAAAUUUGUCUCCUAAAUGCAAAGUUAUUAAAAUUGGUAAUAUAUGACCAUUUUAUCAAUUUUCCUAAACUACCCCUCUCAUUUGUAAUCAGCUCUCUUCCUCUCUCUUCGUCUCUCUUCCCCACCAGCCGAUCCCUUUCCCAUUCCAACACCAAACCCACACUUCCCACACCAAACCCACACUUCCCACACUAAACCCACACAGUCGGACCCUCUCUCUUCCUCUCUCUUCGCUGCUCGCCGGACCCGUGACACCCUUCGACGAACUGCCAACAUCGACAAUGUCAAAGGUAUGUCUUUUUUUUGUUUUUUUUAGAAAGGAUUUAAAGAUUACUUAUGUUUGAGAUUGUUUGUGAGAUAUUAUUGGUUAGAUUUAGGUUUUUUUUGUGAAAAUGGGAUUCGGAUUCCGACUGUGAAGAUGGGGUUCGGAUUCCGGCUGAAAAAUGGGCUUCGGAUCUGGGGAAGAAGACCGGCCCGAUGGUGUGACAUCGGUCCGAUGGUCCGAUUGGGGUGUGGGUCCGAUGGUCCGAUUGGGGUGUGGGUCGGGUCCGAUUGGGGUGUUCGUGUAUGGGUCCGAUGUUGGGUCGGACUGUUAUGCUGUAUGGGCAGGGAGAUUGGACCGAUGGGUCCGAUUGGACCGAUGGGUCCGAUGGGUACCCAAUCGGGCCAAUCGGACCAAUCGGACCCGAUAUUAAUUUUUUUUUUUUUAAUAUUAAUGAUUUAGUAAUUGUUUUAGGUAUUAAUUUAUUAUUAUAUUAUUUAGUGAUUGUUUUAGGUAUUAAUUUAUUUUUAAUGACUUAAUAAGUAUUUUUUAAUUAAUUAUUGGUAAGUAAUAAUUUUUAAUUUAUUAUUAAUUAUUAAUUAUUGUUUUAAUUUUUAUUGUUUUAUUAAUUAUUGUUUUAGUAUUAAUUAGUAAUUAUUGUUUUAGUAUUAUUUAUUAAUUAUUGUUUUAUUAUUAAUUAUUAAUUUUUGUAUUAUUUUUUAUUGUUUUAUUAAUUAUUGUAUUUUUAUUAAUUAUUAAUUAAUGUUUUAGUAUUAAUUAUUGUAGUAAUUUGUAUUGUGUUAUUAUUUAUUAUUUUUUACUAAUUAUUAGUUAUUAAUUAUUAAUUUUUAUUAAUUAUUAAUUAACAUUUUAUUAUUAAUUAUUAAUUAUUGUUUUAAUUGGUAUUGUGUUAUUAUUUAUUAAUAUUUUACUAAUUAUUAAUUAUUAAUUAUGAAUUUGUAUUAUUUAUUAAUUAUUGUUUUAUUAUUAAUUAUUAACUUUUGUAUUAAUUUUUAUUGUCUUAUAAAUUUGUAUUAUUUAUUAAUUAUUGUUUUAUUAUUAAUUAUUAACUUUUGUAUUAAUUUUUAUUGUCUUAUUAAUUUUAUUAUUUAUUGAUUAUUGUUUUAUUAUUAAUGAUUAAUUAUUGUAUUAAUUUUUAUUGUUUUAUUAAUUUUUAAUUAUUGUUUUAUUUUUUAUUGUUUUCGUAAUAAUUACAUAUUGUUUUAUUAAUUAUUAAUUAUUGUUUUAUCUUUUAUUAUUUUAUUACUUAUGUAUUAUUUUUCUAGUAUAAAUUAUUGAUUAUUUUUUUUUAAUUUUUAUUGUUUUAUUGAUUAUUGUUUAAUUAUUAAUUAUGAAUUAUUGUUUUAUUUUUUAUUGUUUUAUUCAUUAUUGGUUAUGUUUUAUUAUUAAUUAUUUAUCGUUGUUGGUUAUUAAUUAUGUAAGUAUAUUACCAAUUGUAUUUUUGUAUUAUUAAUUAUUAAUUAUCGUUGUUGGUUUUUUUUUUUCAGGGAAGUGCACAUCUUAUAAUUCCAGUGUCGGACCAUUACACUGGCUGUGUCACAUGGCGCGGGGGUAGUUACUACUACUCGAAGAUUAAGGAUAAAUUUGAAGAAUUUAACCUAUUGGACAGGGUGAGGGAAUCCCCUUUCAAGCAGUUUUUCGAGAGAGCGCCCAUACAAUUUUCUGGAGCAUUUUUUCAUCAGUUGAUGCUUCACAAAAUAAAAUCUGACAAGCCGGACGAGGUCCAUUUCUAUGUGGGAAGGAAGAGAUGUAGAUUUGGGAGGGUGGAGUUCGGCUUGGUCACCGGGUUAAACUUAUUGCCCGGCCCUACUGAGGAAGACAUCAAACAAAAUGGAAGCUCUGACCGGUUGAUUCAGGAAUAUUUCAACGGUAGUGCUUCGAUCACCUUUAGCCAACUGCGCAGAGUUUUUGAGAGCUGCACAGAAGCUGAUGAUGUUUACAAGUUGGGGAUGACCUUGUUUGUUAUGGGCGUCCUCACUGGUAAGGAGGAGAAGACUGCCGUUCCUCCUUUUGUGAUAAGAAUGGUUGAUAACCUUCCAUUCUUCUACGAGUAUCCCUGGGGAAAGAUUUCUUACACCAAGCUGAUGGAAAGUUGUAACAAGGAUUACUUGGAUGUGAAGAAUAAGAUGUUGAAAAAGAUUGAGAAGGGAGUCACUCAGAAGGAGGCAAAAUACUCAGCCUACGGCUAUGCUGCAGCGUUGCAAUAUUGGGCAUACGAGGCCAUAUUACAGCUGGGCAACGAGUAUGCGGUGAGGAGGUCGCAUGGCUUUCCGAGAAUGGUCAACUGGGAAAGUAAGCCGAAAACUACACUCGGGAAGGAUGAAGUCACCAGAUUAUUUGCUAAAAAUUUGACAGUGUACUCCGUGUUAUGUCCUCGGCCGAACGAGAUUGAGUUUGUGAGUUACAUAACCGGGGGUCAGCCUCCGUUAUUUGUUGACUUGGAGGAACUUGUGUUGGGUGAGGAUGGGCAACCAACACAGGAUGCUUUGCGAAGCCAGGCCGAAAAGCUUGCCUCCACAUUGGAAGAGCGAGCGGAGGCAGCCCGAAUAUUUAAAGACUCUACACCACCUCCACCGUCUCCUCCACGUGCACCGCCCGCAGUUCCAGAUGGGUCUGGUGUUGACCCAUCUCCAGCUUCAGUUCCUGAUGGGUCUGGUGUUGACCCAUCUGCAGCUUCAGUUCCUGAUGGGUCUGGUGUUGACCCACUUGCAGCGUCACAGGGUCCUCCUGUUCCCCCGUCAGCUUCCAUUCCCAGCACCUCGGAGGCUCGCGAUCCAGUAUACCCUGCCAUUUUGGCAAGGUUGGAGACUGUGGAGAGGGGGCAGGCCGCUCUGCUAAGAGGACAAACAACGAUUAUGGAUCAGUUGAAGACCAUAAUGACGCUCAUGCAAGAUCCUGGAAGGCCGGCAGCGGAUUCACAGCCACAGCCACAGCCACAGCCACAACCGGAAGAGGAGGCUCGGACACCGGAAGAUGACUUCAUUCUCCCAAAUGAUUACCAACCGGAUGAUGAUGACAUGUUCUGUACACCUGAGAAGACGAAUAUCACCAGCAUCGGGGAUACUCAGGAUUCUGAGGUGCAGGUGUUAGAGACAGCUCCAGAAGUCAUGGAGAACCGGAGGAAGAGAAGGCGGCCUAGGUGGUUCGCUGAGUACACUGAAAUGAAGAAGAAGGCUAGGGCUACUUCGACACUCGUGAAUGCGGACCCACUUAGAGUGGUUGAUCGGAAGCUGCUCAAGACUUUUCACAAUUGGGUACUCAGCCAGAUUGGGAACAAUUACCCGAGAGAGUGCUUCACCGGUCGAUACCAUUCGUCUUGGUUCCUCGAACUGCAUACUCCGAAAUUUUGGCUUGGGAACGAUCAUUUGGAUGCGGCAUUCCAUUUGAUGAGGAGGCGGCAACACUUUUAUCCCGAGUCCUACCCGAAUAGAUGUGUCAUAAUGCCGUGUAUUUUCCCAGCAGGAGUUAUUGCUCGGUGGGAAGCUGCGGGUGAUGAGCAGGCUAACUAUCAGUGGGACGAGGGCAUAUUAGAUUUGAUUCGAGGGGAUGAAAGUCAAUUCUUGGCCAGUUGGAAGAACAAGGAGAGAAUAUAUAUGGCCCUCUACUUCGAUGGAGCAAAGCAUUGGGUGGCAUUAGAGAUAGAUCUGGAUCAUUGGUUGUUGAACAUAUUUGACUCCAGCCUCGGAUCGAUUUCCCCGAACGAAUUGAACCGUCACCUGGCAAUGUGGGAAAAAUUACUACCAAAUUUGCUGCUGCAGGCUGGCCUAUUCGAGAGUCAUGACAUGAUCCUCUUGCCUCAACUUACCGCCUCAGAGAGCCAGGUCAGAAAUUUCACUUCAAAAGUCAUGGAUCGGGCCGUUGUUCCACAGACAAAGACAAGGUAACUUAAUUACAAUUGAUUUUUUUGUUAUUUAACUUGAAUUUAAUUUGCACACUUUUAUUCAUUUACUUUUUAUUG
Messenger RNA from Cannabis sativa, 4250 nucleotides. RefSeq lists its product as uncharacterized. Bases 1978 to 4176 code for a protein of 732 amino acids. Gene Ontology annotation, molecular function: cysteine-type peptidase activity. Gene Ontology annotation, biological process: proteolysis. NCBI's taxonomy places the organism in Eukaryota, Viridiplantae, Streptophyta, Magnoliopsida, Rosales, Cannabaceae. The transcript has 3 exons. The record is from RefSeq and is a predicted model, not a curated record.